This is a messenger RNA of Clonostachys byssicola, 1521 nucleotides long. NCBI's taxonomy places the organism in Eukaryota, Fungi, Ascomycota, Sordariomycetes, Hypocreales, Bionectriaceae. The record is from the annotation of a GenBank genome assembly.
AUGGCAAGUUCUGUAGACUCUGCUCUAAUACAAAUUGUAGGUGUCUUUAUUUCGCAAGCUGAUGCAACAUUGGUUCUUGCCACAUAUGGAACGAUUGCUUCCGAGUUCAACGACCUGCAGAAUGGGAGCUGGUUGAUAUCGAGUUACAUGCUUGCCAUGUGUACAGCGCAGCCUCUGUAUGGAAAAUUAAGCGACAUCUUUGGGAGGAAGAAUAUGCUCCAAGUCUCCUACGGCUUAUUUGCCUUGGGUAGUCUGUUAUGUGGAUUUGGGCAAUCGAUUCUGCAACUUGUCGUAGCUCGUUCUGUCCAAGGACUGGGUGGUGCUGGGAUGGUAUGCCUGGUGUCAAUCAUCAUUACCGAUUUGGUCCCGCUCAGAGAAGUGGCAACGUACAGGAGUUACGUGAAUAUCAUUCAAACCAUGGGUAGAUCUUCGGGCGGUGCUAUUGGAGGCUUCCUUGCUCAAGCCAUCGGCUGGCGAUGGGCCCUUUCAGUUCAGUCUCCCUUGACAUUAAUCGCUAUGGGCCUUAUGACCGUCGGUCUUACUAUCGACAAGCAGAAGAGUAGCCAUGAGGAAGGCGAUGCUCCGCAUCCCAGUCUUACUCAAAGUCUGCGCCGGGUAGACUUUGCCGGCGCACUCUUCAUGAGCGUCUCAGUUCUUUCAUUGCUUCUCAUUCUUGAUGUGGGAGGUGAGAAGGUUCCCUGGAACUCUCCCCUAAUCCUCAUAUUAUUGGAAACGAGCGUAGCCGCUGGCGUUCUAUUUUUCCAGACCGAGAAGAGAUGGGCCGCGGAACCAAUCUUCCCUCUUCACCUUCUUUCAAAUAGGAAUGUGUUGAUACCAUACUUCAUUUCCAUUUUGCAGAAUGCAACCCAAUGUGUGCUCGUCUUCGUCAUUCCUCUAUAUUUUCAAGUAACUCAAAACUCAAGUACCGGGGAAGCAGGGGCCUACUUGAUCCCUACCGUCGCUGGUAACGCUAUCGGAGGACUCCUUACCGGUAGAGCGAUCAAGAAUACCGGCCGAUACAAACUCGCCACCCUCCUGGCACCUGUGAGCUCAUGCUUCUGCUUCGUGCUUCUUCUAUUGUUCUGGAACGGAAAGACACCGAUUUGGCAGUCCCUCUUGGUCUUCUUCGGCGGCUUCGGAACCGGAAUUGCGCACUCGGCCAUCUUUGUGGCCAUCGCAGCCGGCGUCGACGAAGAACACAUGGCUAUAGCGAGCUCCGGUCUCUAUCUUAGCACGAGUGUCGGUGCUGUAACUGGCAUAUCCGCUGGGAGUGCCGUUAUGCAAGCCGUUUUACGGCCGACUUUAGAGAAAUCUCUGGUUGGCGUUGUGCCGAAUAUUGAAGAGGUGGUAGGAAAAGCACUCUCAGAUAUUAAAUACGUCCAGAAACUGGAAGGCUUGGCUCACGAACUCAUCGUGGAUGCAUAUCUCCAGAGUUUCCGGGGAAUGUUCAUUCUGUGCAUCGUCCUCAGUUUUCUGUGCUUUGUCGCAGGAUUUCUUCUUCGGGAAAAGCGUUUAAGCUGA